Messenger RNA from Bicyclus anynana (squinting bush brown), 7074 nucleotides. RefSeq lists its product as uncharacterized. Gene Ontology annotation, molecular function: ubiquitin binding. Gene Ontology annotation, cellular component: ESCRT I complex. Bases 281 to 1909 code for a protein of 542 amino acids. NCBI's taxonomy places the organism in Eukaryota, Metazoa, Arthropoda, Insecta, Lepidoptera, Nymphalidae. The record is from RefSeq and is a predicted model, not a curated record. Gene Ontology annotation, biological process: ubiquitin-dependent protein catabolic process via the multivesicular body sorting pathway. The transcript is spliced from 2 exons.
UGUGUCAACAACUGUCAAGUGUCAAGUAGAAAUCAAAUCAAAUCAAAUCACUCUGUGCAAAAAAAUCUAAAAGAUUUGCUGGAAAAAUUCUCUAGUAAUUGGAAUUAAUUAUUUUGAUAAUAUGAAAGCUAUAAAACAGCUAUUUGUAUCGAAACCUGUGCAGUGAUAUACUAGUAGCCUGUAGUGAUGACGUUGAAAGAAUACGAUGUAACCUUAAAAGUGCAAAAGUCUCAUAGAAACAAACUUUGUCGUUUCAUUGUGUCGUCAGUUUUUAUUUGAUAUGUCUCACUUUGGUGAUUUUAUGGACGGUGUUCCCGUUAAAAUAUCUGAGAAAUACAAAAGACCACCUCGAAUCGAAUUGCCUUACAGUGUUAGCGAGUGCCCUUUGCGAGCGCAAAAUUUCGUCGAAAGCGUCAAAUAUUGUUCGACCUUCGAGCGAAAUGUGCUUUCUAAACUCAGAGAGCUCAGGAGCGCGAAGGAAACGAAGAAAAAUGAGAGGAGACAUCGCUUACAGCUGUUGGAGGAAGCCAAACAGAAGAAGUUGGAUGCUAUAGCCGUAGCUGAAGCGGAGGAGCGUUUGAAACAGCUGAGUGUAUCUGAGGUAUCCUACCCCAGCACUGAUGAGAUAAGCGCUCUUUCUCCUGACGAUAGACCUGACAAGGCGUGUGAGACAUGCCCUGUGCAUAACACCAGCCCCGAAGUUGAUAAAUCUGUUACCACAGACAUUGAAUACCUCCAUAGCUCAGCCCAGUCCGAGCCUAACAUCCUCCAGCCAAUUCAGGUUCAGUCAAACUACCAACAAAGCAAUUUGUUAGAUGACCCUGACCCGUUACAAGAGUUUAAAAAUCAGACUAAAAUAAUGAAAUAUCCACAAUAUAGUAACAUGGAUGCUCUGACUUUUAAAGAUUUUGAGAAUGAUACAUCGAGUCCCUUUGAUAAUGUAGAAUUGAAAACAAUAAAUGAUAUGGAGUUGUUAGCUCAGGUACUGCAGAGUCAGAGGGGCUCAGUGGCCAGUUGUCAAGCUCCUAACUAUAACCAAGAGGAACUCUACCCAGGUUAUACAAAUUGUGCAACACAGGCUCAGGUCGAAGGUGUCACAUAUCUACCAAAUGCAUAUGUGGAACAACAAAUUCAAGGUCCCAAUGUAAUAUAUGCUCCGCAACCUCCCUAUCCUGUUUCAAAUGGGUAUUACAUACAAGAUAAUGUCUGUGAUAAUGUACCUAUGGAAAAUAUGUAUGUGCCCAAUUACCAGUAUUAUGUUCCUACUCAAUACCCAGGUCCGAGCAUACCCUACCAACAGUAUAAUCACUUACCAACAACUUCUGCUGAAAUACAAGCUCAGAAUGGUUCAUACAUACCUCAGCCUUAUUAUUAUCAGUAUCCCCAAGUGCCUGCUCCAUAUAUUACAAAUACAUUCACUCAAGUACCAGAGAUCAAAGAUCAAGAGGACAUUCCGCCGGUUAGCUCUCAGACUACAGUGAAGUCUAGAUCUAGAAGUGUUCCGGAUAUAGUCAAAGAGUUAAAUGAUGAGUUAGUAUCAGCUCAUCAGAGGGCUAAUGAAAGGUCUUACAACGCUAGCCCUGCACCAGUCAAUGUUCCUAGAUCAUCUUCCCAUAGUGAUAAGAAAGAAGAAAGGAGGAAAAGGAGGAUAGAGAAGUUACCAAAUCCAUAUGAUAAGUUUCCCACAAAAUUGCAGAACAUGUGUCAGCAAAUACACAGCAUGGGUUUCCCGUUGGACAGGGUGGCUAGAGUCUGUAGUCUUGUUGGAGAAAACCAUAAAAAGGUUAUUGAAUGUCUUCUAAUUCUUGGAGAGUUGAUGGAUCUUGGAUUCUCUGAAGGAAGAGUGUCAGCUGCACUAGCCAAGCACGAGUUCAAUAGAGAUAAGGCCUUAGACGAACUUGUAUCUUAAUGCCUAUGAAAUAAAGGUAUAUUUACACUGGAUGCAUAUCUAGUAGCAUAGUCAAUGUUGUUAACAUUUUUGAGUUCUGAAGUGUAACUCAAAAUUAGUAUGUGCUGGUAAAUGUGCAAUCAGCUAUAGCACUCAGUGCAAUCAGCUAUAACAAUCAGCACAGGGCCAGUAACUGUUGUUUUUACUGAUGCAAAGAAUUAUGCCUACAUACAGAUGUAAGCUACUGUUUCAUACAACUUAGAAUACAUAUUUAAUUCAAGAAUACUCAUAUUGUUAUAGGCUUUUAAAGGAAACUGUACAGUAGCCUUAAUUGUCAUAUGAUUACACAAAAACUGGCCAAGUGCGUGUCGGGCCACGCUCAGUUUCUGUAGAUUAAGUUAACACUUUAAUUCCUUAUUUAUUCUACAAAAAUAAUCUCUCUCACACUACAGGGUAAACGACAAAAAAUUCAUUGUCACUUUAUGUCUAUGGAAGGAACCUCAAAAUUUUUUUCAUUUCAUGUUCUUUUUACCACUUUAAAGACAUAAUUAAUUAAUAUACAUACCCUUACCAAAUCUAGAGUUACUGUACUGACAACUUUGUCUUUUUAAAUACCAACGGAAUUACUUAGUAUGCAAUUUUCGAUUUCCAAUUAGGUAUGUUUUUUAAGUUGGUCGACUAUUAAUUACUCUUUAAAUAGCAACUGCUAAUAAUAAGCAUAAAAAAGCCCUAUAGCCAGUAGAGGGUGGGGACAUUUGAGUAUAACAAAAAUUUGCUCUUAAAAGCUUAAUAUUUUACAAAUGGAGACACUAUGAAAUAUACGAGCAAAAAAAAAUCCCAUUUUACAUGUAAGGUAAAGAAAGGUAAAGGAGGUAGGUACCCUAAAGAAAUAUUAUUCGAGAUUUUAUUUUAAGACUUUCUUGACAUUUUUAAUUUAUAUAUUAAAUACAGCUUUCUAGUAGUAAUAGCCUCUGCGCUAAUCCACAAUCAAAAACCAUAGAGAAUGGAAAUCAAACACUCUAAGGUACGGACUGUCAGUUACUGUCCCUGUGCAAAUACCAAUAAGGUUCAAUUAAAACUGCAUUGAUCACCUUAAAACAGAUUAAAAUAUAAUGUAAAGAUACAGAUUAUACAAUAUGUAGAUAUGUGCUCAUCGAAAUAUUAUGUAGAUAUUACAAUGUUAUUGUUAAAAAAUUGUGGGUCCCUUAAGGGCAGGUUAUAUUGAGACAGUAAUUCAGCUGUAAGCUUUAUUAAACUAAAUUGAUACUUAUUUUGUAUUUCAAUAUUACAUGUAAUAAAUAUGUAUUUUUUUAUUUAUUACUGUAAUAAAUCUAUACUAAUAUUAUAAGUGCGAAAGUAAGUCUGUCUUUCUGUCUGUCUGUUACCUUUUCACGGAUAAACGGCUGAACCGAUCAACAUGAAUUUUGAUAUAAUGGUAAAUCCGACCCCACUUAAGUGGGAUAAGGGUAAGGAAAUGAUGAUGGUAAAUGUGACCUUCAACCCCUUAAGUGGUGAAAUAGGGAUAGAAAGCUUACAUUGAUUUCCACGAGGACAUAGUCGCGGGCGUCCGCUAGUAAUAGUAAUAAUAAUAAUAAUAAAGUCUUUAUUUAUUUCUUACAUUGAUACAAAUUAGUUAUACAAUUUUUAAUAGAAUUUUCUUUUUAUUUUAUGUUUGUAUGAAUCCCAUUGUCUUGGGUAUAGGCCUCCUCCAGCAGUUUCCAUUUUCCUCUUUCUCGUUCGCUAGUAUCAACAAUAAAUUAGUAUAAUAUUUCUGGUUAUUGAUAUGAGAAAUGGAAUGCACUAUUUAUGAUACUACUGAAAUAAUGAGAAAUGGAAUGUACUAGAUAUGUAGUAUCAUAAAUAGUGCAUUCCAUUUCUCACUAUUACAUAUCAAAACUAAUUUAUUGUUGAUACUAGCGAACUCACUAAGUAACUUAAUUCUAAAUAAAUAAGUUUUUCUAAGUUAGCUAUAUACCAUCUUUAACUGCAUUGUCACAUUACUGCAGUCAUUUGAUAUCUCAUUCAAAUGUUAGUUUUAAAAUUACUAAAAAAUACUAAUGUCAAUCACUGUCUCAAUACAAACCUGCCAUAAUACUAAGUGUAGUAGCUAGAUGUAUAGUAGAAAAGAUAUAUCCUUGCAGAAUAGUUGAUACGCAUUUAUGACUAACAAUAUGACUGACAACAAUCAAAAUUAUUGAAAUGUAUAAAAGCCAUCACGAAAUAACUAAAAACCGCUUGACGUACUAAGAUGAAAUUUGGCAGGGAGGUAGAUUGCAGCUACUUGUCGUCCGCUAAGAGGUACGAUUAAAGAGGUCUAAGGGCGAAUGAAAUUGUGGGCAUCCGUUAGUAAAAUAUAAAACCUCUGAAUCCUUUUGAAUUGACUGGAGCACACAAACAUAUCUUGCAGUAUUUUUUUACUUGUACCAGCCUUCGAAAUUUUUUAGGAAACUGCCAAUAUUAUACUUGUUUAUACAAUUCUGACCCAUAUUCGGCUCACGGCAGAGCUCGAGUCUCCUCACAGAAUGAUAGGGGUUAGGGUAAUAGUCCAUCACGCUGGCCCAAUCGGAUUGGCAGUUUCUCACACGCAGAGAAUUAAGAAAAUUAUCAGGUAUCCAGGUUUCCUCUAAAUGUUUAUCCUUCACUUUUUGAGACACGUGAUAUUUAAUUUCUUAAAAUGCACACAACUAAAAAGUUGGAGGUGUACGCCCCGGACCGGAUUUGAACCCACACCAUCCGGAAUCUGAGGCAGAAGUAAUAUCCACUGGGCUAUCACGGCUCUAAAUUAUUUAAAUAGUUUAAAAUAAUUUAUUACUUUACUUCAUUUUAAAAUUCAAUUACUGUUGUCUUAAUAUUUUUUUUAAAAACUUAAAUAACUUUCUACUGUAAACCAAUUUGGCACUUUUAGCACUUUUGGCGAUUAAAUUUUUUUACGAAUAGUUUCAGACCUCUAAACUCCAUGAUUACAAAAUUAGAAGAAAUGUUUAUAUUUUCUUUCAAAUUCAUGAUAAAUGAAGGAGCAGUGGCUUUUAAGCCAUUUUUCUUUAGUAUAAUUUUUCUAUUAUUACUUCCUGCCGAAGGUUGUAUAUAAUGUUCAAGUAAUGAGAAUAGCUUUUUCGCCAGGAUGCUCUAUAGAUUAAUAUAUGUAAUGAAAAUUUGAUCAAUUUCAACAUAAUAUGAGGUGUUAUUAAAAUUGUCGCAGUUGUGGGAAUUAUAUAGAGCAGAUUUCCCAUCAAUUUUACGUCGUCGGGUUUUUAAUUAUUUCAUUAAUCCGGUUUGUAAAUGCACUUUCAGUGAUGUGUUCAUAAUACUAAAUAUAUAAAAACGAAAUUAACAUAAUACUUAAAACUGAGUAAAAUAAUAAUAGUGGCUGAAAAUUUUUGUGUAUAAGCACUAUUACUAAUUAAAAUUAAUUGUGAAAUUAUUUGAAAAUUAUUGAUUGUCUAAGUGUCGUAAGAUCUUUAGGUGUUACUUUAUUAUAAAAUAGAGUUUUAUAAAUUAUUGAUAAUUGAGUUAGAUUUUAAUUAUAUUUGCUGUCUCAAUUCAAUUUGUAUGAUAAAAUGAAUAAAAAAUAGGGAUGAUGUUUAAAAUAGAAACUAGGUACUUAUGAGUACAUUUUAUAUUAAUUAACAUAAUUAAUAGAUUAAUUGUCUUCACGGCCUCCGUGGCGCAGUGGUAUGCGCGGUGGAUUUACAAAACGGAGGUCCUGGGUUCGACCCCGGCUGGGCAGAUUGAGAUUUUCUUAAUUUCUUCAGGUCUGGCUGGUGGGAGGCUUCGGCCGUGGCUAGUUACCACCCUACCGGCAAAGACGUACCGCCAAGCGACUUAGCGUUCCGGUAUGAUGCCGUGUAGAAACCGAAAGGGGUGUGGAUUUUCAUCCUCCUCCUAACAAGUUAGUCCGCUUCCAUCUUAGACUGCAUCAUCACUUACCAUCAGGUGAGAUUGUAGUCAAGGGCUUACUUGUAAAGAAUAAACCUUGGUUUAGGAGUAAAAUAUGGUACGCCAUAUUAACGUACGGCGGUAGAAAGAAGUUGUAACGUACGGCAAUAGAAGAUAGAGUGGAAUUGAGAGAAACAGUUGGUACUACGUUGAACGAUUCCUGAAUCCGUGCAUAAAAAGAAACUGUCUCUAGCAAUCGAGGCACGUUCCUGGUGUAACUUAACCCUUGAUUAAGUAUAAAAAAAUAUUCGAAUAUAAUAUAUUUUUAGACAAAUUGAAAUGAAACAGCAACAAUAUUUUGUGCAAUUCCAUUUUUAGACUUUAAUUGUUUAGCGCACUAUUUUGCCAUUGCUCCACUUAAGCAGAGGUCACACUGCUGCGUCCAACUGGAACCAAUUUCUUUCACUUGGAUACCUUUGGUAUGACCUACAAUUUACGCUUUCGCUUCUCGGGGCAGGUCCUUUAUAACAAAUGACGCCAUUUCGGAGAUCUAUAUAUGUUUUUUUUGGCGAAUUUAGUGUCCAAUCCGGAAUUGAACUUAGUUGAAAUUUAUUUGUAUUUAAAUUGUAAAUAAUAAUAUAAAAAUAAAGCUGUGCGAUUCGCAUCAUUACUUACUUUAUUCGUCCAUUUGCAUUAUGUAUUUAUGGUGUUUUCUAUGUAAUGGCUGGUUUACAUUGCAGCGUGCAUAAUAUUGGCACAUCUAUUCGCCGUUGGAUUGUCGUGGAUACGACGCUGCCUAUGGCUUUGGAUGUCUUGGCAAGAUAUGUGUUAGUGUGUAUAAACAGAAGGAGAGUUACUGCACUGAAGACACAGUUACUGCACUGGUGCGUAAGACUGACAGUCAGUCAGUUUUACUUAUCUGCACACCUUAUCUCUAAACGUAUUCAUUCUUGUUUUAGGAAGUACAAAAUAAUUUACAUUUAAGCUAUACCUAUAGCUUUUUACAAAGUAACUUAAAUGUUUCGUUUAAAUUAUAAAUAAAUUACGACUAUUAUGACAUACUGGGCUAUAAAAUUGGUUUGAAAUGUUGCUGGAUCAAUGUGAACCGGCCAUAACUUAGUGUGUGAUUGAAUGUAUGAUGAAUUAAUUAAUAUUUUGUUUGUAUAAAGUUGUGUAUUUAUAAGAAUUUUAAAGCUGUAAAGAAAUUAUAUAUAAAAAUAUAUAAAGUUUAUACUAUACUUAUACGUUACAGAUCUGUAAACGUGCUUUUACUUUUCUUUCUUUUUAUAAAAUCUCGAAAAAAUUAUAAC